Astyanax mexicanus (Mexican tetra) is the source of this 3649-nucleotide messenger RNA. It is a transcript of the gene ptpn3, whose product is annotated as protein tyrosine phosphatase non-receptor type 3. NCBI's taxonomy places the organism in Eukaryota, Metazoa, Chordata, Actinopteri, Characiformes, Acestrorhamphidae. Gene Ontology annotation, molecular function: protein binding; protein tyrosine phosphatase activity. The record is from RefSeq and is a predicted model, not a curated record. Gene Ontology annotation, biological process: protein dephosphorylation. The transcript has 26 exons. Gene Ontology annotation, cellular component: cytoplasm; cytoskeleton; cytoplasmic side of plasma membrane. The coding region runs from base 271 to 2814 and encodes 847 amino acids.
CCUCACAUAUCAAUGAAGCGAGCGCUGAGCGGGAGCGCGCCUGGUCCGCGGCCACGACGAAGCUGAACUCCCGAACUCCCGAAGGAGCCCGAAGGAGCAGGACCGAAAAUAAAGACAACAUUUUCCCGGAAGUUUACCGACACCUGCGGCCGCGGAGCUCGGACAUGGAGACGCUUCAGCUUUCAACACCUCAGUAACAGCAGGAGAGGAGCAGCCCGACUGACAGAACGGGGGAAACCCAGCCUCAGGUCUGUGUUUUGAGCACGGAAAAUGACGUCCCCAUGGUGUGCGCUUGGAAACAAAAUCAGCUCUCUGGGUCUGCCGGAUCUCUCCAAGCACACACACAUGCAGCGCUCCAGCAUAACGUGUGUGGUGCUUUUCCCAGACGUCACAAUGCACUCCUUCAGUGUCGGCAAAAAUGAUGCUGGGCAUCUGCUGUUUGACCAGGCUUGUGAGCAUUUGGGUAUAGUAGAAAAGCACUACUUUAGUCUGCAGAUCAGUGAGGAUUCUUCUAGUUCACCAAGGUGGCUGGACCCCAACAAACCUUUCAAAAAGCAGCUUAAAGGUACCGAUCCAUUCUAUUUAAUAUUCAGAGUCCGCUUCUUCAUCUCUGACCCAAACUCUCUUCAGCAUGAGCAGACCAGGCACUUUUAUUUUUUGCAAAUUAAGAAAGACAUCCGCGAAGGCAGGUUAAAGUGUCCUUUAAGCUCAGGUGUGGUCCUGGCCUCGUAUGCUGUUCAGUCUGAGUUUGGAGACUACGUUCCCGAGACCCCUGCUGGAUAUGUGGACAAGAUCCAUUUUAUUCCUGAUCAGGACAAAGACUUCCUUUUCAAAGUGGAGUCACUGCAUCCUCAACACAAAGGUCUCUCUCAGAGUGAGGCAGAGCUGUGUUAUCUGAACACAGCGAGAACGUUAGACCUGUAUGGAGUGGAGCUCCACAGUGCACGGGAUGCUAAUAACCCUUCUCUGUGGGUUGGAAUUGCGUCUGGAGGUGUGGCCAUGUUUUGCAAUUUGGUUUGCUCCAGUUUCUUCCCCUGGAUCAAUGUCAUUAAGAUUUCUUUCAAAAGGAAAAGAUUCUUUAUACACCUUCGGCGGAAACAUGGGGAAGUUGGACAGCAAGUGGUAUCUGUCUCCAUGCCCAACUCUCGCGCUUGUAAGAACCUUUGGAGAUCCUGUGUGGAUCAUCACACCUUUUACAACAGAAAAAGUGCUCAAGCGGUCUCAAAAACUAGGUCUGUCCCCCUGUAUCGGAAAAUAAUCGGUGAUGUGAUGUGGAACCCUGUAAUUAAAGCCGUCUCCACUGAACAUCUGGAAACCAAGAGCCUCCCCUCAAGAUCCCCACCCAGCACCCCUAACUGGCGGAGUCCUCGUAUGAGACAUGAUUUUCGUUCACCGCAACCAUCCUCGGUGGACAAUCUAACCAACGAGAUGAGUUAUGUGACGGAGAGUGAAGAUGUGUUCUAUACUUACAGGAAAGCUCAGGAAGAUGAGAAGAACAGCAGUGUUUCGUGCCAGCCUGAUGAGCUUGCCACAGGGGAUGAAGAAGACUGGCAGUGUCUCUGGGAAAAGAAUAAAGAAGCAGAUGGAGAGCUGCUGUUGGUGAGAAUCAGUCCAGACCAAGAUGGCAAGUUUGGAUUCAAUGUUAAAGGAGGUGUGGAUCAGAAGAUGCCUUUGGCCAUUUCUCACGUAAACCCCAACUCUCCGGCUGGUCGGUGUGUGCCUGCACUGUUGGAAGGAGAUCAAGUGUUGCUGAUCAAUGGGCGAGACAUUUCAGAACACACUCAUCAGCAGGUGGUUAUGUUCAUCAAAGCCAGCAGAGAAUCCCACAGCAAGGAGCUGGCUCUGCUCGUACGGAGGAAAGGCAUAUCUUUGCGAGCUGAACCCACUCUGCAGAUUGGAGGCGGCCUCAACCUUCAGGAAGAAAUGCCCCCGCCCCCCAGCCACCCCUCUGGAGAGAGUUUGGAAGAGUCUAUGGCUCGCCUGGAGAAGGGACUGAGUUCUGGCACUCUGCUCAUGCAGUUUGAGAAGUUGUACAGGAAGAAACCUGGAUUGGCUAUGUCUUGCGCAAAGCAGUCUGAGAACCUGGACAAGAAUCGAUAUAAAGACGUAUUACCGUAUGACAUCACCAGGGUGGUGUUGCAGGCUGAGGAGGAUAAUUACAUCAAUGCCAGUCAUGUGAAGACUGAGCCAGCGGGUGGUGUGUUACAUUACGUGGCGGCUCAGGGACCGUUGCCUCACACCUGUACCCACUUCUGGAGGAGUGUGUGGGAGCAAGGAGCGACUGUAAUAAUCAUGUUGACCACCUUGACUGAGAGAGGACGGACCAAAUGCCACCAGUACUGGCCUCAUCCCCCUGAAGUGAAGGACUAUGGGUAUCUUCAAGUGUGCUGCCAUUCAGAAGAGUGUAACCUGGCUUAUGUCACCAGAGAACUAACACUCACACACACUCAGCUGGGCCAGCAGCGCUCCAUCACACAUCUACAGUACGUCGCCUGGCCUGAUCACGGUGUGCCAGAGGAUUCUUCCGACUUUCUGGACUUUGUCCAGGCAAUGAGAAGCAAGCGAAUGGACACUGAGCCACUUGUGGUCCACUGCAGUGCUGGGAUUGGGCGAACUGGUGUGCUUAUCACAAUGGAGACAGCCCUGAUCCUGAUGGAGAACACAAAGCCUGUGUAUCCCCUUGAGAUCUUAACAUCCCUGAGGGAGCAGAGAGCCAUGAUGGUCCAAACAUCGUGCCAAUUCAGCUUUGUGUGUGAGGCCAUCCUGCGUGUGUACCGAGAGAGAUUCAAACCAAGCCAGACACCCAGCAGCUGACAACAGGAGGAGCGGCAGGAUGGAUAGGAAUACAGAAAUGGAGAGAGACAAACAAAAGUGGUGGUAGGGAUGAUGGAUAGACUGAGGGAGAAAAAGAGAGAAAGAAUGAGAGAUGUAGACACUUGCCUCUGCACUGAUUUAAAAGAAGUAGACGGAAGGGUACAGGUAGAAAAAAAGGAAACAUAGAACUGAGUAUAUUACUUAAAGACAGAGUGGAGAACGGUUCCUAGAAUGGAAAUACGCUCUCUCCUUCUUUUAACCAUAGUGCCCUAGCUUUGAAUUCCAGGUCCCAGUAUCACCUGGAUCUGUCGCGUAACAGAGCUAGCAUCAUUUCUCACUUUUUUCGGAGAGGAAGGAUUGUUCAAAUAUAUGUCAGGUCGCUUUCCUAGGGUGCCUCAACACAAAUGACAAGCAAUUACUCCUAAACCUAUCACAGAACAUAGCAACUUUCCCCUCACUGUGUCAAACACCUGAACUAACUUGAGCUUCUAGUCAGAGAAGAAUAUGCGGCGGUACUAAACCGAGGGCUCAGUCACAGUCAAGCACAUUUGGAUUCAGCCACAAAACCCUGCUGCUCAGAAUCACUUAUAAGACACAAAAUCCCACGACUGCAGCUGAUCCAGAUGGCUUUGAGGACGUCACAAUCAUGGGAAUCAAGACUGGCUACACCUUAAGUUCUGCAUGGACCAAUUGAGGGGACGUUAAGCACUUUGUCACUUUUAAAAAAAUACAGCUUACACACACAGACAGACAGACAGUAGACCUAUGCAACACUGGGAUACUACAGACCACAAAAAUCGACCAUCACCUGUGCUAAUAAAGUAAUGGAAUUGUU